Messenger RNA from Mytilus trossulus (common blue mussel), 1131 nucleotides. RefSeq names its product E3 ubiquitin-protein ligase TRIM71-like. Gene Ontology annotation, biological process: protein monoubiquitination. The transcript has a single exon. The coding region runs from base 1 to 1131 and encodes 376 amino acids. Gene Ontology annotation, molecular function: ubiquitin protein ligase activity. The record is from RefSeq and is a predicted model, not a curated record. NCBI's taxonomy places the organism in Eukaryota, Metazoa, Mollusca, Bivalvia, Mytilida, Mytilidae.
AUGGCUACAGUAACAAGUACAAACUGUAGUGUGUGUGAAUCACAGUACAUUGUUAAAACUGCUGUGAAGUGGUGUUUCGAGUGUGAUGAAGCAUUUUGUCCCGAUUGCCUUAAGUACCAUAGCAACGUUAAGUCAACAAAAGGUCACGCUGUUAUUGAUGUAAGUGAUUUAAAAGAAUUGCCUGAAUUCGUACUGAAAAUAAAGCAGCAUUGUGAUGACCAUGAAGCGCUUUUCCAGAACUAUUGCUUAAGUCAUGAACGACCAUGUUGUAGGAAAUGCAUUAAUUCGACGCAUAAGAACUGUACAGAUAUGCCACCUCUAGAUGAUGUCAUCAAAGAUGCUCGCAAGUCAACAGCAGUAAAAGACAUUCAAGAACGUUUACAGAACCUAAAAGAGUAUCAUGAGCGUCUCUUUCAUGAAAAAGAGGAAAAUGCAAAAGAAAUAAAGACGCAAUCAAAGACCAUAAUGGAGCAUGUUAAGUCCAUCCGACUUAAAUUGAAUCAGCAUUUAGAUCGGUUAGAAAGAGAAUUUCUUGAGAAGGUAUCCGAUCUUGAGAAAAAUGCACUGCAAAAUAUAGAGAGAAUUUCUAGAGAUAUGAAAGAUAAGGGAGACCGAACAGAUGAAUUAAACAAAUGCCUAAUAAAAAUGCAAAAUCAUGCGUCAGAACUUCAGAUAUUUCUCGGAACCAAGGAAUUCGAAUUUGAAAUAAGUACGCAGGAAAAAGAGAUCGAAGAAUUAACCAAAGAUCAUUCGUUUGACAUACGACGCAUUCUUUUCAAAGAAAAUAUUAAACUUUCAGAUUUCACAUCUGAUAUUUGUUCUUUCGGUGAUAUUGCAUUAGAGACGAAACCCUCAAUAAUAAGUUACACGACGCCUAAAGAACACCAGGCACAGAUCUCAAUUGAGGGAAGAAAAUUUGAUGAUAUCAAACUAAAACUGGUGGCAGCAUUCAACUUCGAGGUAAAAAUGUCCAUGUUCGGAUUUGCUAUUUUGGAAAAUGGUAAUGCAUGUUAUACUGAUUUUAUAUCAAAAACCUUAAAUGUUAACAACCCUAACGGAGUUUUGUUACACUCGAUUGUUCUCCCUCAGACACCAUAUGACAUAGUGGUUGUCAACGCUGUAACGCUGUAA